UGUCGAUGUACGUACCAUGUGUCGCGGAUUCACCGCUACCGAUAUGGGUCAUCCCCCCCCCUUUCUUUUCUUUCCAUAAUUAAACUGAAUGCGCUUCGCGCCGCAGCCUGUGCCCGUACAUGGUGGAUGCGUAUGUGCGGUGUGGGCGUGGCGGUUGUCUGUAAACAACUGCCGCUGCUUUGCCUGCUGGCUGGUGGGCGGGCUGGCUUGCUGGCUUGGGUGAAUCGCCCGGCGCGGCUGAAGAUCAAUCCCGGCUGCUUUGUUACCCCACAAAUGCACCGUUCAGUUGGUGUAACCGUCGCCAGCGCUGCGGCAGUGGAUUCGGACAGCACACGUAUCUCGCGCACUCGCUCACGCCCACACCCGCUCGCACACCCCCUCCUCGCACAAGGCUGAUGCACCGACAUGGGGACUGAGCAACUGAGUGGCCAUGGUCAUCUCCGCUGCAGAUAACGUCAUUUGUCCACUGCUCUGUUGGCUGAGGCCGCUCGCUGCAUCUGCCCUCAUUUAACACGCACCUCGUGACUGACUCGGAUGAGCCCAAAUGCGGUGUGUGGCAGUCAAUCAAAGCACAAC
Messenger RNA from Exserohilum turcica Et28A, 576 nucleotides. RefSeq lists its product as uncharacterized. NCBI's taxonomy places the organism in Eukaryota, Fungi, Ascomycota, Dothideomycetes, Pleosporales, Pleosporaceae. Bases 133 to 396 code for a protein of 87 amino acids. The record is from RefSeq and is a predicted model, not a curated record. The transcript has a single exon.